AUGGGCAUGUCCGCAGAAGCCAGCAUUGAGAAGGCCUCCUCUCUCGGGGAGGCCACCGAGAAGCGUGACGAAGUUGCCUCGUCGGAAUAUCAAGAGUACACUGACCUUCUGGCCAAGUUCGACGAUACUCGCGUCAAAUCGCUUCUUCGUCGAGUCGACAUACGCUUGAUGCCGCCUCUUGCUAUUUUGUAUCUUAUUGCCUUCGUCGAUAGAUCCAACAUCGGAAAUGCGAGACUCCAGGGCUUGGAGAGGGACCUUCAGCUUAGCACUCAGCAGUUUGCUUGGUGCUUGACGAUCUUCUUCUUUCCUUAUGCUCUAUUCGAAGUUCCGAGCAAUGUUAUGCUCAAGCUGCUAAAACCAUCCGUCUGGUUGACACUUAUCGUCACCUCAUGGGGUGUUGUCAUGACUGUGAUGGGGCUUUGCCAAAACUAUUCCGCCUUGCUGGCGUGCCGUUUCUUCUUAGGAGUCUUCGAGGCUGGUCUCUUCCCCGGUUGUGCAUUCAUCACCACUGCUUGGUACAAGAGAUUCGAAGUUCAGUAUCGUGUUGCUUUAUUCUACACUGCAGCAUCCCUUUCGGGUGCUUUUUCCGGGUUGCUUGCCUUUGCAAUCGGCAAGAUGGACGGUGUCCGCGGCUAUAGUGGCUGGAGAUGGCUUUUUAUUCUUGAAGGCCUUGCCACGGUGGUUAUUUCCACCAUCUGCUACUUCCUGAUUCCCGAUUCACCAGGCUCCGCAAAGUGGCUUUCACCAGAUGAAGCACGAUUCUUAGAGCUUCGGCUACAGUUCGAUGGAAACGACAAAGGCUCAAAGGAAGGGGGUUUCCAGUGGAAGUAUGUCAUCCAGGGUUUCACUGAUAGCAAGGUUUACUUGGGAACUAUUAUGUUCGGCGCCAUUUGCACCUGCACAUACUCACUUUCAUACUCACUACCCACCAUGAUUAAUCUCCUUGGCUAUAGCGCCGCCAAUGCGCAACUCCUCACCAUUCCCGUCUAUGCAUUUGGCUGCAUAAUUUGCGUCGCCAACUCUGUCCUCUCCGACCGCUAUCGACACCGCGCCGCCUUCAUCAUCGGCCCCAUGUUUAUGACAAUGGUGGGCCUCAUCAUCGGCAUGGCCGUCGAUCCCAACAAGCUCCCCGGCGUCAUAUACUUUGCCCUUUUCCUUGUCGCCGGCGGUAUCUUCUCCGGCAUCCCCACCACCGUGGCGUGGAUCUCCAACAAUCUGGCCGUACAUGACUGCCUAUGCGGUGCUGUUUUCGUUUAUUACCUGCUCCUUCUUGAGUGGAUGGGCGUUGUUGUUUAUGGUUCGCAGGUGGAAUGCGCAAAAGGCCGCGCAAGUUGA
Uncinocarpus reesii 1704 is the source of this 1335-nucleotide messenger RNA. RefSeq lists its product as uncharacterized. The transcript has 6 exons. The coding region runs from base 1 to 1335 and encodes 444 amino acids. NCBI's taxonomy places the organism in Eukaryota, Fungi, Ascomycota, Eurotiomycetes, Onygenales, Onygenaceae. Gene Ontology annotation, biological process: transmembrane transport. The record is from RefSeq and is a predicted model, not a curated record. Gene Ontology annotation, molecular function: transmembrane transporter activity. Gene Ontology annotation, cellular component: membrane.